UCUCUCUCACUCACACACACACACACACACACACACACACACACGCUCGCUGCAGCAAAAGCCACAAAUCACGGACUGGUACAGCACAGGACUACAGGGGAAAAGAACGUCAAAACAAGCGAUUGAUUGAGUUGUGAAUAAGCGCAGCGACCACAGAGGUGAAACAUGCAAUCGUGAUAGGUCGUAGCCUGAAGGGCUGAACCAAAAGGAACCAGGGAGUGAGAAGGGAUCGUUAGUAUUCCCACAGUGAGGAAACUGAACUGACUAUUCAAGAGGAGAAAGGGGUUUUGUAAGAGGGGGGUUGGAUGUCUGAGAGGGCUAAAAUCUGCUCUCCAACACCGAGAUAACAUGGGCUUGGGAAUGUUCUAGUCUUUAGACUCACUGCUUCUGCAAAGGACAGAUGCACAGCGAGGUGAAACAGGGGGCUGAAUACCAAUUACUACAGUAAAGACCGAAGACUGGAUACUGUCCUGGGAAAAGACUGAAACAAGUACUAAUUAGGUAAGAGAUGAGACGAGACGGAGGAACAUAAAUACUGCAAAACAGAUCGAAAUGUUUCACAAAUGCCACAUCUUCGGACCAUCUGGAAAACCUAAGCUUGAAAACCAUCUAGAAAACCUCGGGGCUUAUGCUUGAAAACCUAAUCAGAUUAUUUGGACUCACGCUCCAGUUAUGAGAACGAAUCGAUGGAUGUGGCAUCCUGAACAGCAUAAGCAGCAAAGUUCAGUCUGUGGAUAACCAGCUCAACAAUGCCUAAAUCCAACCCACAAAUACUACACCCAUUCCUGGCUUCACACAUUCACUCAAAAUCCUAUAGGAGACAAUUUCCAAAGCAACAAUCCUCUCUAAACAGGGCCCACCGGGAAGAAAAACAAACUAACACUGAACUUGAGCCGAAGGUGACCAGCCCAUCCCUGAGAAGCCCUCGAUACCCCCUGACCCCACAGACUGUGGUGUGGUGGGUCAUGGUUACCUGCUCCUGUGUGUUCCCUGCAGCGUUAGGCCCGGGUGCAGCCGUGUCUGCAGGCGAGACCUGGGGAAUGGUCUCAAUCUGCCCCUUCCACUGCGUGUGCCGAAACUUAUCGGAGUCUCUGAGCACACUCUGCGUCAACAAGGGCCUGCUGUUCGUCCCUCCCGACAUAGACCGGCGCACCGUGGAGCUCCGUCUGGCAGACAACUUCAUCCUGGAGGUGGGCAGGGUGGACUUCGCCAACAUGACCGGCCUGGUGGAGCUAACUCUGUCCAGGAACACAAUCCACGCCGUGCGGCCCCUGGCCUUCGCCGACCUGGAAAGCCUUCGCUCACUCCACCUGGACACCAACAGGCUGACUGUAGUGGGGCCCAGGGACCUGGCCGGCCUGACCAACCUGCAGCACCUGAUCCUCAACAACAACCAGCUGACGGACGUCUCCGCAGAGGCCUUCGACGACUUCCUGCAGAGCCUGGAGGACCUGGACCUGUCCUACAACAACCUGAGGAAGGUGCACUGGGAGUCCAUCCAGAACAUGGCCAGCCUGCACACCCUCAACCUCGACCACAACCUCAUAGACCACAUCGCAGAGGGCUCCUUCGGGGAGCUCUACAAGCUGGCCCGACUGGACAUGACGUCCAACCGGCUGCAGACGCUGCCCCCCGACCCGCUGUUCUCCCGCUCCCAGAUGGGCGUGGUCAGCCCGACACCCUACAAUGCUUUCAUCAGCUUGAGCUUCGGGGGCAACCCGCUGCACUGCAACUGCGAGCUGCUGUGGCUAAGGCGACUGACCCGGGGGGACGACAUGGAGACAUGCGCCACUCCCGUCCACCUGGCCGGGCGCUACUUCUGGUCCAUCCCCGAGGAGGAGUUCACCUGCGAGCCGCCGCUGAUUACGCGUCACUCCAACAAGCUGUGGGUGCUGGAGGGCCAGAGGGCCACGCUGAGGUGCCGCGCCAUCGGAGACCCCGAGCCGAUCAUCCACUGGAUAUCUCCAGACGACCGCAUCGUGGCCAACUCCAGCCGCGUGUUCUCCUACUACAAUGGCACCCUAGACGUGCUGGUGACGCGGGCCCGUGACGACGGAGCCUACACCUGCAUCGCCAUCAACGCCGCCGGGGAGGCUACAGCCCUGAUAGACCUGAAGAUCAUCCCCCUCCCUCAUCGCGGAAACAACACCGUCCCCUUCACCAACCCCCGCGGCGACCCGGGCUCCUCGGAUAUCUCCAGCGGGAGGACUGGAGGGGCUGGGUGGAACGGGAAGGCCGGGGGAGGGAUGACUGCCAAGAACGCCACAGUAGACGGGGACAGUGGAGAGGGGGGGGACGGAGACGCUGCAGAGCGUUUGGUGGGGGUCCUGGGGGUGACCGCCACCACCGCACAGGUGCGCUGGGUCCUGGGCCGGGCCACCGGGCCGUACCUGGUGUGGAUGUACCAGAUCCAGUACAACUGCACUGCAGAUGACGCCCUGGUGUACAGGAUUCUGCCUCCUACGAGCAACUCUUUCCUGCUGAAGAACCUGGUGUCGGGGGCAGACUACAGCCUGUGUGUCCUGGCCAUCUUUGACGACGGGCUGUCCGCCCUGGCCACCACCAAGGUCCUGGGCUGCACCCAGUUCAGCACCAAGGAGGACUACCCAGAGUGUCGUUCCCUGCAGGCCCACUUCCUGGGUGGAACCCUAACCGUCAUGGUGGGCGGGGUCAUCGUGGUGACCCUGCUGGUGUUCACGGUGGCGAUGAUGGUGAGGCACCGCGUCUGCGGAGACUGCAGAGAUGACGGUCACUACCCAGCCCACCACCAUCACCACUUCCUACCCUCCAAGGGCGGAGUGGACGUUUACGCUCAGACCAAUGGAAGCGGCGGCGUGAUGAUGGUGGCCCUACCCAACGGCCUCCUUCAACAGGCCAAGCCCCUGCCGUCGAAAACCAAACCCCCGGCCAAGACCAAGAACAGGACCCUGCCGAAGGGUGAAUCUGAACAGCUCAGUGGGGAGGGAAAGGCUGAGGGGUCGGUCCUGGAGGUGGCCUUGAGGGGGAAAACGCUCCCCCCUUUCAACCCCGACAGUGACAGGAUGACACUGUACUACGCCCCUGCCAGCACCUCCCAGACAUUACCUCAUCCCCGGGCUCACAAGGCCCUGAAACAGUCAGGCCUGCUGAAGCUCUGCAACACCGAGGACAAAAUGGUGGACAUCAGACGCAACCUGGACUCCGAGGCCCGGGGGGAGGAGGGGGGGUGCCUGAGGGAAUGGAGUAGGGACGAUCGCCAGCCGCUCGGGCCGACGCGCAGCUGCUCCUUUGACGUGGGCGAGAUCACCACGACAACCUGCUACGGAUACGCCAAGCGGCUGAGUGUGAUCUGGACCAGGAGAAGCCAGUCGGUGCACGGCAUGCUGGUCCAGUGCGCGACGACGGCCGGCUCGGCGAGCAGCGCGGCCGGCGAACACCGCCCCCCCGCCCUCACGCACCUGCACGUCUACAACACGUCCAACUCUAACUCCAACUGCGGCGGGGCCGCCAACGCCGGAGACCUGGAGGAGAGUGUGGUGUAGAGCGGAGGACGAACCAGGGGCCAAGUGAAGAUGACUGAAGCGGACCAAAUGGACAGGUGGACGUAAAAGACAGACGUUUGGUAUUAAAGACAGUAAAUGAAUUAGGAAAAAGACUAAGAAUAAAAGCACUUUUUGCGAAGGGAACACAGCACCUGGUGAAGGAGGCAACGCCACGUAGACUGUGGAAAAAUUGGAGUGACAACUAUUGUGUACAAAAAAAUUAUAAUAAUUAAGUAUAGGAAGUGUGCUUGGAGGCUGUGUGAGACUGACUACCCUAAGCGCAUGGGGAUUACAACCUGGGACUUCUGUUUCAACAAGAUAAAUUAAACAAUUAAUGAAUUACCACAGUAAAUAAAUAAACGGCUACUCAGA
This is a messenger RNA of Esox lucius (northern pike), 3893 nucleotides long. RefSeq names its product leucine rich repeat and fibronectin type III domain containing 4a (gene lrfn4a). Gene Ontology annotation, molecular function: protein binding. The transcript has 3 exons. Bases 750 to 3521 code for a protein of 923 amino acids. Lineage: Eukaryota; Metazoa; Chordata; Actinopteri; Esociformes; Esocidae. The record is from RefSeq and is a predicted model, not a curated record.